AUGGGCUGUUUUUUUUUUGGGGGGGGGGCACAGUACAGCAUCCGGAUCGGACCGUGAUGGUACAGGAUGUGUGUGCUUAACUCCAUUGAACUAAACUAAAUAGGAGAGAGAGCCUUUAAUGCCGACAAUAAGCCGCUUCAUUCAGCAGCGCGGCCCAGACGCACAGCUCUGCGGAGUAGAAAUUACGCACGGAGGGGCUGUUCUGUGGCAGCAGUUCAGAUAUUGAAAUCAGUUCAAUAAAUCGGCGGAAUGUCCUUUUAAUAAAAUAUUUCUCUUAAUCCGUCUCGAAUCAACUGACAAAACACCCUCCUUCAGCUCAUGAUAACAUGAGAUAAUUUGUCCCCAGGCUGAAUGUGCGUAAAACUAUCUUAAACAGGAAACUCUCUCUCCCUCUCUCUCCCCCUCUCUCUCCCUCUCCCUCUCUGAGUGUGUGUAUGUGUGUGUGUGAGAGGAAUACCCAGCUGGUCCCACAAGCCCUAUAAUACCAAGCACAACAUGCUUUACCUUCAAUGAAAGCUGAGACGGGGGGACGGUUGACUGCUGGUCCUGAAAUCAGCGCAGAGCUCGGAUACAAAACCAGGAGCGACGCUGUUUUAGCAGCUUAGUUCUGUCGCAUCUGCUCCAGUACACCUUCUGCUGUGCGCGAGAACUUUUAUCAUUUACUGACUGUAGCACGUGUAGACCUGCAACUUAUCAAAAGCAGAGAGACAACUUGGAUAACGCUCUUGUGUUUUUUCCUGGCCACCUUCUUCUCUGGCUGUGACUGGUGUCAAAGGUGAUGCUAUCAUUUUCUAACAGAGGACUCCUCCUCAGGUGAUGGUAUGUCUUUUUGGAGAUAGGGAACACUUUUGGAAACGUGCUAGGUUUUUCACGACUACUAUUUUUCCUGCUUCUUCCUUCGCUUUGGCUCAAGCAUGGCUCUCUACUCUCGGUUUGUGGUCGUACUGCUUUACGGAUGGAGUUAUCUGUGCGUUGGAUACUGCGCGAUGCUGAAAACAGACAAUUUCCCCGAGAGACGAAAGGUGGAUUUUACGCAUUCGGUGGAUAAAAAGCACCCCGCGAAAGACGACCAGGAUCUCCUUUUACAGGAUACAAUGACGGAACACAUGCAGAUGCUUUACGCGAAGUACAACCGGGCUGGAUUUCCCUUCAAGGACGGCAACACUGUCCGCAGUUUCAAAGCGCACUGGGGUAUAAUCAACAAGAAGCAGCUGCAGAUUUUCAACCUCACGUCCCUCACCAAGUCAGAGGACGUUCUGUCAGCCACUCUUCACUAUUACAUCGGAGACCUUCAGAACAACACCCAGGGCUGCUCCAGGGCCAAAAGCUGUGGCCGCCACGGCCCCCGGAGGCACAGCCACAUCCACAUGGUCAUCUGGAGUUUUGCCUCUGUGGAUAACAAGAUGAGGACUCUGGGACACUUUCGGAUCAAUGUGUCCACCCUCUACAGGGACUUCAUAUCUUGGCAGUGGAAGGACAUAACUCGUGUGGUCAACCAGGCCAAAAACCACGACGAGCUGCUUAUUGGGAUCGAUGUGGCCUCACAAGGGCCCCAGCCGUGGAAGAGGCUCCUGUCGGACCGCUCACCCUACAUCCUGGUCUACGCCAAUGACUCUGCCAUUUCAGAACCUGAAAGUGUGGUGGCCACCCUCCAGAGACACCACCCGGUGGGAGGGGAGGGCUCCGUUUCACACAGCUUCCAUAAACUGGGACUGCGUGAGCGAAACGACACUGAACAAGAACAGUCGAAGCCCAGACACAAGCGCUCGGUAAACGUUCUGCUCCCGUUGCAAAACAAUGAACUUCCCGGGCCCGAGUAUCCGUACGAGACGACCGGGUGGGAUGAGACGAGCCCAUACGAGCCUUUUGAAAACAAGCAGGCCCGUCGGCCGCGUAAAAAGACACGCAAGAACCAGCGGCACAAGAUGCCCCUGCUGCAGUUCGACGAGCAGACGAUCAAAAAGGCGCGGAAGAAGCAGUGGAACGAGCCCCGGAACUGCGCUCGGAGAUACCUGAAAGUGGACUUUGCUGACAUUGGAUGGAGUGAAUGGAUUAUAUCACCUAAGUCGUUUGAUGCCUACUACUGCUCCGGGUCCUGCCAGUUCCCCAUGCCAAAGGCUCUGAAGCCCUCUAACCAUGCCACCAUCCAGAGCAUAGUGCGGGCAGUGGGCGUCGUCCCAGGCAUCCCCGAGCCGUGCUGUGUCCCCGAGAAGAUGUCUUCCCUCAGCAUCCUCUUCUUUGAUGAGGACAAGAACGUGGUGCUGAAAGUCUACCCCAACAUGACUGUAGAUUCUUGCGCCUGUAGAUAGUUUUUUUUUUCUUCAACGCCUGUUCACAUAAAACUCAUGUCAUACAGAAAAGAAAAAAAAAAAUCAACACAUACAGCCAAAACGACACUCUCUCCUCCUGUUUCUUUAGUCAUACGCUCAUUCACUUACAAACACCCACUGAACACAACUUCCCUUUUGCACUGGAGGAGAGUACUUCCUGUUGUUCCAGGUGAAGAGGAGACUGGUCUGUUCAUGGGAAGGAAUGGAUCGUGUGAGUUAUCUUCGCGGAAGAUAACUGGAAUGGAAAGUCAAAUCUCCAUGCUCCAAUUUCACCACCAGCACCACUGUUUAUGUCUUUAUCAUCGCUGCACAGUUAUCCAUUGGGCGAUAGCAGGGUGAAUGCAAUCAUAAACUCACUAUCAAGAUAUUCAAACACUAACUGAGGCAUAAGAGAGACAAAAACUGAAGGAAAAAUCACUUUUCAGGAAAAAUGACCUCAGUUUGAACUGAUGCCUCUGAGGGGGGUCAUUCUCAUCUUUCACCCCUUCAUAGCUUGAAGUUGUCUUUGGUCGUUACCACAAAGUCAGACUCGCACUUGCAUGGUUUUUGUUACUAUGUGUAUGUAUUUAUGUCUGUACUAUCACUGUGUUAUUCACUAUAUGAGAAGUUAUUGUAUAAUUAUUGGCUUGGCUGCUAUAGAGAGAUAUAUUAGAUUCCAAAGCCAGAAUUGUGAUGUAGACCAUACAUAUUUGUGUGUAGAUCACUGCUCCAUCGUUGUACAGAACCCACACUUUAAGAGUUUAUUAUAUGUGGAAGAGUAAGCUACUUUACAUUUGUGGUCUUCAUUAACAUUGGGAAUGGGGAGUUUUUGAGGAGACCUAUUAUACCAUUGCUUUGCCAAGAACAUGUUCAAGCUUUACAAGUAAACUUAAGAUUUAAUUUUGAAAGAUAAAGGGAUAAAGCAUAUCAAAAGGAGAAACUACUACAUUAAACAAGGGCUGAACCAUGUGUUUAUUACAAGUGUAAAACCACAGGGCUCAAAAAGCCACUUGAUGCUUGUGUGGAAUUUUGAAACCUUUGUUGGACCUGAUAAGUUCAGAAAGAAAUCAAAUAAGUCGUGGGACUUGGCAGGCAUCAAGGAUUAAUACUAGUGGUUUCAAUGAGCCUGAUAUCAGGCUGAACUUAUUUGUUUUUGGCAUUGUUAAAGUUCAGAACAUGUUGCCAGAUUGUCGUAUUUACAGCAUAGAAUGACAUUUAUGAAGAAAAACUAUUAGCAACUGCCAGAAUGCUUCUAGAAAUCUGUUUUUAUCAACUAAGAUAUCAAAAAAGUCAGUAUCAAGUCAAUGUACACUGCUGGUCUGGAAUCAGUUUUGCUUUACAUAUCCUUAAGGCUCAUCAUUUUUGUUUUUUAACAAUGAGCUGUGCAUUUUGUGCCAGAGUUCCUCAAAGUAAUUAAAAAUAGGGAUUUUAAAAGCCGUUUUCACCCAGAUUUUUUCAUCUGAUUUUCAAAUUCCCUUUUUUUAUUUUUAUAAAACCCAAAAAUGAUGAGCAAUACAUAUAAUAUAUUGAAUGAUGAGGGAGAGCUGAUCUGUUUUCCUGGGUCGCAUAAGCCUUUAAUAUUACUGUAUAGAGUAGAUUUUACAUAAAUCAUUAGCGGGUGUGUUAUUUGAUCACAUGUACUUUGUCAGGUCAGCAUUGAACAACCGGCACACCUGGAAGAGCAGUUAACAUGUCAUAAUGUUGCUUUGGGUUGUGCAUUAUUGUCAGAGUUCAUAAAACCAAAUAUUUAUUUAGAGCAAAUAGACUGAAAUAUAGCAGCAACGUUUUUUCUAUAGACUUGUACAUUGUUUUUGUAUAUAGCUCACUAUAUGUUGAUGAUAUUCUAAUGUCUCUUUGAGAUAGAAGUGCCUUUGAAUGGGUGGAUUUCUGCUUUUCAAAAACUUUGAUUUGAUUCAUCGCCUGUUCAGAGGGGCUCGGUCAUUCAGAGAACUGUGCUCAGUUUGCAAUGAAGCUGAAGUCAAAGCAAGACGCUGAGAAUAGUUUUUUAUGGUACAAAAUAGUCUACAAUGAGUGAACAUAGUGCAUAUUCUUUUGAUAAGUAUGAUCGUCAGUGGAAUUUAUUCUAAAUUGUAUUUCAAAUAAUUCACUAUUUUGAUAUUUCAGAGACAUUUAUUUUGUGUCAAUAGCUAAGGGCAGAUUUGUUAACUUUAUAUAUUUUGUACUGACACUUUUUCCAGUUUGUGCUUCCUCAUCUUGUGCCAAUGCAGAUUUUAGCAAUGCAUGCUGUAGAAUGGAGUGGCUCCCUCUGGUUGAGCCAGUACAACAUUGCAGACUGAUGACGGGUCAUUUUUCAGGCCUUCGCUUUUGCUGCAUUUGAGACUCAACCCAUUUCUAAACUUUGCUAAUGUCUUUUGGAGUGCAAGUAUCAAAUAUACAGUACAGUAUAUCAGCAGUUUAUAAGAGAUUACUCUACUUCACUGUUCAAUCCUAUCUUGUAAAUGUUAUGCUGUAGGUAAAAAAGAAAUGCUUGUACAAUAAGCUUCAUAAAAUAUAUUUGUAUAUGGAAAUGACCUUUAACAUGCAUCUAUUUAUUUUCUGUAUCUUGCAUAUCUUGUAGAGGUAUGGUCUGGGAAAGGGGGAACAAAGCUCUGACAUGUCGAUGGUCUUUAUAUCUGUGAUGGACAUUUGUCACUACUGAUGUGAAAGUGUGGUGAAUUGUUUAAAGGUCUCCCCCCUCUGAGCUCUGACCAUCCUUACAAAGCAUUCAAAGAAAUGAAUAAAAAGUAUGCAAGA
Messenger RNA from Siniperca chuatsi (mandarin fish), 5063 nucleotides. It is a transcript of the gene bmp3, whose product is annotated as bone morphogenetic protein 3. The coding region runs from base 915 to 2309 and encodes 464 amino acids. The transcript has 3 exons. Gene Ontology annotation, cellular component: extracellular region. Gene Ontology annotation, molecular function: growth factor activity; cytokine activity. Gene Ontology annotation, biological process: osteoblast differentiation; SMAD protein signal transduction; BMP signaling pathway. The record is from RefSeq and is a predicted model, not a curated record. NCBI's taxonomy places the organism in Eukaryota, Metazoa, Chordata, Actinopteri, Centrarchiformes, Sinipercidae.